AUGCCCCACGGCGCGCUGGGCGAGCUGCUGGCGGAGGCGCAGGCGCGGCACGCGAGGGACGGGGGGCCCGGCGCGCAGGGGUUGAGCUCCCUCCUUGGGGCGGGCUCACUCAGCAUGGUCCCCUCCAUCCGGGCAGCCCUGUCCGCUGGCUCCCUGGCCCUGCCAGCCCCUGGCACGCAGCCCAACACCUUGCAGCGCCUGCUGCAGCGGGAAGGGGGCCUGAGGCCCCGCCACAACAGCCGUCUAGGCCUGCUGCCGCCCAGUGUGCCACUGGGCCACUGGGCCCACCAAAAGACGAUCCGGGGACACAGGUUCGCCGUGUACUGCGUGACGAUGGACCCUGGGGGACGGUACGUCAUCACAGGAUCGGAUGACGGUCUUGUGAAGAUCUGGUCUGUGAGGAUUGGCCUCCUGCGGAAGACCUGCAGAGGCCACCAGGGAGAAAUCACAGACCUUACUGUCAGCUGCGAUGGCAAGGUGGUUGCGUCAUCAUCAAAUGACUCAGUUAUCCGGGUCUGGAGCCUUGAGGAUGGCUCCCUUGGAAGGCCCGUCACGUCCCUGAAGGGUCACCAUGCUGCAGUGACCUACCUGGGUUUUCACCCCAAGGUCCCUCAGGCGCUGGUGAGCACAUCUUACGAUGGCAGCUGCCGUCUGUGGGAUGCUGCUGGCAAUGCUGCCCCACAGAUCGUCCUGAAUCCAGAUGAUUGCUUUGGCGAUGGGAACAACAGGUCUGUGGUCGUGGUCACCAAUGCUGUUGAAGAAGAGCUGGAUGAGGACUUGGGUGAGGAGAGAGCUGAGGAGGCUGCUGCCCCAACGCCACGUGUGGUGCCAGUGGCAGAGGCAGGUCCAUCGACUGCACCAUUUGGCUCUACGGCCCAGGGACCAAGGACAAGGGCAGCAGCUGCAGCAGAGGCAGCCUCGGUUGUGGCCCAGAGGGCCCAGAGGAGGCAGCAGGCACACCACCAGAGCACAAGUGGGGAGCAACUGCUGUGCUGCGCCUUCAGCCCAUGCGGCAGCCUUAUUGUGGCAGGUGGCAAUCGUGGCAAGACCUACAUGUGGUCAUGGCAGGUGCUGCCAAACCCGGGGAGACGAGGGCCUCGCACGCGCGAGCAGGCAGCUGCUGGCAUCCCUGAAGCGCAGUGCGAUGGGCCACUGGCACCGCCACAAUGGCCAGAGCCCACGGAGCUCUGCAUCCUGCAUGGACACGAGAAGGACAUCUCACUGGUGCAGUUUAGUCAUCAGGGCGCAGAGCUGGCCACCGCCUCCAAGGAUGGCACUGUGAGGUUGUGGCACCCAGUGAAGAGGAGGACAUCUUAUUCCCGGCCCCCCACUUGGGCAGAGUUCCAGAAGCUUGUGCCGCAAAUGACGGCACCCGAUGACGGGCGAUCAAGGCGUCGCCACCUGCAAGCACCUGCCAUCAACCAAGUUGCCUGGACAGUUGACGACCGGAGGAUUCUCGCUGCCUUGUCUAAUGGCAGCAUUUGCUGCUGGGAUGUCUGGUCGGGGUCGCUCAUCCAUCAACUGGAGGGCCACACGCAGCAAGUGCACGUCCUGGAGUGCCAUCCUAUGGACCGCCGAGUUGCAUUCUCAGCAGGCUACGAUGGUGAAACAGUGCUGUGGGACAUCGAGUUGGGCAUCAAGCUGAAGAGUUUCAGCUCCAUAGACACACACCCAGGGAGGGUCCGUUGGGCUGACCCCAUCGAGAUCGUGGACGGCCACUUCAUGCCUGGGGGUGUAGGCCUGCUGGUGUCGGAUGUGGGCGGGCAGGUCAGCCAUUAUGGCACAGGUCCCAGGGACCUUGUGGCGCGACCCCCCUAUGACCAGUUCUUCCUCAAUGACUAUGACCUGACGGUUGAAGACGGCAAUGGCCAGGUGCUGGAUGCUGAGACACAGCAGCCUGCAGAGGAGCAGGGAGAGAGGUGCUCCUUUUGUGACUUCAUGGGCAACCCCUACUCUGAGGACAUCCAGCACGCCUGCCGUCAUGGUGACCUCAGUGUGUUGCCCAUUCCUGCCCACUCGCAGGCCACCCCUGUGGGCCUGAGGCAGUACCCACCCACAGCCACAGCUGCAGCUUGGCAGGCAAAUGAGAAGGGACUCACGGAGAACAGCAUGCUGGACUGGAUCGAGCAGGCCAUGGCCAAACAGGAACUACUGGAGCAGCAGGCGGAAGCUGAACUGGAGACCAAUGCACAUGCAGGCAACGAGCACCCCGAGGCGGGUGUUUCCGUUGCCGAUGGCGAGACCUCUGCUGUGCCUGAUGCGCCUGAGGGUCUUGCAGCGAAUAAUGCGUCUGCUGCGAAUGAGGAAGAUGGCGCGAGGGAGGAGUCUAGCUCAGGGGCAGGGGGGCCCUACGAUGGUACAGAUGGCAUGCCAGGUCCGUCUGGGGAGGGCCUUGACUCUGAUUUUCAAAUGUCUUCACAGACAGGUGGUGCCAUUGAGGAGGAUGACAUGCAGGACGUGGACUAUGACCCUGGGCGGUUGAGACGGAGCCGACGGCGCAACCGGCCACCCACGAGGGCGCAGAGAUCGCGGCAGAGGCGGCGGAGGCUGGCAGAGUCCAGCGAAGAAGAGAUUGAGGAGAUGGAUGAAGAAGAGGAGUCGGCAUCUUCGACAGGGGAAGAGAGUGGCAGCGAGGGGCACCAGCGACGCGCCCGCCGUCGCGCCGCCCGGCAUCCACAGGGCUGGUACGCAGACAAUCAGUAUGGGGUGGAUGGGCAGAGGCGGCGACGGCGGCGGCAACGCUCCAGGGGCCGACGGCCAGCCAAACGCAGGAGGACGCAGUCCGGCAGGGCGCUGGGAGCUUACAACUGGCUGCAGGCUGUGGACCCCUGCAUGAAUGCCUAUGUGCCCCAGUUGGGCGAUCGGGUGGUCUACUUCUGGGAUUUGCACAGGCAGCACCUGGAGGAGACCUGUGGGCCACGGGGCAGUAUGGCCACACCCUGGAGCGACUUAUCAUCACCUCUGUCGUUUACAGAGCCCGCUGAUGUUGAGGCCAUCGAGUAUGACAUACUGUCAGUGAAGGAUGCGCCAACGAUUGCGCGCCUCACGUUGGCUUUCAGUGAACCCUCGCAUGGAAAUUUUGGCAAGAGGAUUGUUGUUGAGCUGCCACCCCCAUCGUACGGGCAUGAGGAGUUUGUGAUUGAGAGGACCAAGUUUGAGGAAGGCUUGGCCAGGGAGUGGAAGGAGGGGGACAUGUGCAAGGUUUGUUACGUUGAGGAAACUGACAGGACGGAUGGCUGGUGGACGGCAGAGAUAAAAUGUGACAAAGCGCCAGGCAUUGAUCCUUCUGAAAACAUCUGGGAAUGCAAGGCCCUCUGGGGCCGGUUUGCUGUGCAGUGGCAAGAGAACAGCGAGGGCGGGGACUUCGAGUACAGCGAGUCCAAUCUCAGCCCUUGGGAGAUGCAUCCCAACGGUGCUGCCCCUGUUGGCUCCCACAGUUGUCUGGACAAGACCACCGUUAACAGCAUCGCGGACACUAUUGUGAGCGCCAUGCAGAUGGAAGAGGCACUGCUCUUUGUGGAUGUUCUUGGUCCGGAUGAGUCCUACCCCGUUGCCGGCUCACGUGGCCGCCACAUUGAACGGCUGUACUACAACCGUGCCGUGGCACUGCCCCUGUCCUUGUCCAUCGUCCUUGAGCGCCUGCAGGACCCGUGCUACUACCGCAGCGUGCGGGCCGUGCGGCACGACCUGCGGACCAUAGUGACCAAUGCGGAGGACUUCAAUGGACGCAAUGACAGCAUUGCGGCAAAUGCAAGGGCAGUUGAGGCAGCAGUGUUGGAGGAGAUUGGCAGUAUGGAAGGGCGAGAGACGCGGGAGGCCCGGCGGGAGACACGGGAGCUGCGGCGGGAGGCGCGGGAGGCCCAGGAGGCACGGGAGGCCCAGGAGACCUGGCAGGCUAGGGAGGUGGAAGAGCCACCGGAUGGGCAGGAGAUGCUUGGCACACGACUAUCUGCUGAGGAGGGCCCAGAGGUGGUGCCGGAAGGCGAUGGCGUUCCCAGGCGCCCCCGCUCACAGCGUGCCCGCCGGCCCCGCUACGCCCUGGAGAGCUCCCUCUCCAUCGUCAGCUCAGACGCUGUCCCACUAGAUGACCCCCCGUCGUCCAUCCUCACCAGAUCCAGGUCCCAGCCCUCAGAGGUCGUCUCGCAGAUGGCUGUGAGCCGCCCGGUUCGCACCCGGCAUGAACCCGUGAGAUUUGAUCAGGGCUACGAGCUACGAUCGAGCUCAGGGCGAUCGCGCAAGCGCACGCGCUCGCUGCGCGCCAGGGAGGCGGAGGAGGCCAUGCAGGAGGAGGCGGCGGCUGAGGAGGCAGGACCCUCAAGGAGGAUGUCAGUCAGGCUGCGCACCCGCCGAUGA
Messenger RNA from Ostreobium quekettii, 4353 nucleotides. The record is from the annotation of a GenBank genome assembly. Lineage: Eukaryota; Viridiplantae; Chlorophyta; Ulvophyceae; Bryopsidales; Ostreobiaceae.